Molecule: messenger RNA, 1711 nt
Organism: Sinocyclocheilus anshuiensis
Lineage: Eukaryota; Metazoa; Chordata; Actinopteri; Cypriniformes; Cyprinidae
Gene: bnip3
Product: BCL2 interacting protein 3
Exons: 5
Coding region: 269-841 (190 amino acids)
Biological process (GO): positive regulation of apoptotic process; mitochondrial outer membrane permeabilization
Cellular component (GO): nucleus; nuclear envelope; mitochondrial envelope
Source: RefSeq, a predicted model, not a curated record
CGCCCUAUAUUUCCAUCCAUAGCACAGCCGCAUGUUGCGUCACCACCAGCUGUGUGGAUUCAUGGAAUAAAGAUCCACUUCUGUUACAUGAAACCACAUGCUGUUUACUGUACUAGACGUGCAGAAUAUAUAGAUAUCAGAGCCGUUCUCAUCGACAAACAAGCGCGUGGAUAACACUGCGUUUCUGUAUCUUAUCGACUCUUGAAUAAGGAUUUAGACGGACGCGAAUCAUCCUCUGCGGGCUGUUUUGUCGGUCAAGGGAGCUAAAAUGUCGAUUGAAAAACAAAGUGUGUCCGAGGAAAACCUUCAGGGUUCCUGGGUGGAGCUGAAUUUUAAUAAUGGAGGCGGCAGCACUCCUAAAGGAGGCUCUGAGGAACAGUCUGCCAGCACCGCCCCAAGCGGAGACCUGGAGAAGAUGCUGCUGGAUGCUCAGCACGAGUCGGGCAGGAGCAGCUCAAGAGGAAGCCUGCCAUGUGACAGUCCUCCAAGAUCCCAGACUCCUUUGCACUUGCGCAGGGGCUCCGAGGUCCACAGCUCUGGAGAAAAGAACAGCUCACAGGGAGUUUCUGCUGAGACACCCGAAGCGUUCCAGCACCCUCAGCAUGAGGAACACCGGUGUGAUGAAGAAGGGAGGAAUCUUCUCAGCAGAAUUCCUCAAGGUUUUCCUGCCCUCUCUUGUCCUUUCGCACAUCCUUGCUGUGGGUCUCGGGGUGUACAUCGGAAGGCGCAUUACUACUUCUGGCACCUUUUGAGGGAGCAGGAAAAGCCAAGAAACAAGACAAAUCUCAUAUACGCACAUCCACCAUCUCAGCUGCUUUGUCGUGAAUCAGUGCUUGUGUAGAUGCAGAUAGGACGAGGUCACGUGACAUUUCCUCUCGCUGCCUGUGGGCCGCUCUGCCUCGCUUCCCCCUUGUGUAUUCCACUGGCCUUUCCCAUAGUUCCUCUCCCAUAAUGCCAGUCCAUUCCAGGGCUAUCAGCACAGGGAAGGCCAUGCUACUUAUGGGCACAUGCCGGAUAGAAUUAGAUGUAAUGCAUCCUCAUAAUUUUGUAUUUACUCGUACCAAGACUACUGAGAAUAUUAUGAGGAUCAUAAAAUAAGGGAUGAGAGAGAGGAAAUUAAAGUUAUGGAUCUCCAGAGAUGUGGUACGUGUAACUGCAGACUGUGAAUUGGGAAGAGAUUUAACUAUCUACCCCAUAUCAAAACAGGGAUUGUAUGUAUAUCUUAUGGUAUAUCUCAACAUUUGAUGAUAUAACAAUAUAGGACUUGUUUUACCUUGUCACCAUGUCUAUGUAUCUUGAGGUAGUUUCUGUAUUUAUGAUGUUUCAGACACCACUUUUGCUUUGGGAAUCAAGCUGUUGACAGUAUUAUACAACUAAGCAAUGGUCUUUAGUAAAUACUAGCCAAAAAGUUGAGUACCAUAUCAACACUUUUCUGAAUGUCAAUUGAAAUCACUAAUAAAUGUCCAACAUAAGCUGAGAAAUUGCUGAAUCAAGUUUGCCUCACCUGAACUGCAAUCACAGAUGUUCUUCGUUUUUCUGAAGGGUCCGGGUUUCAGCCCAGACAUUGCCUUAAAUAAAACUGUUAAUGAAUCAGGCAGGAGUAUAAGGGAAAUGGUGUUAAUCUGUGCAUGUUUUGUAGUCUUGAAAAAUUGUAUUCAGUGUAUGUGUCAAUUUCAUAGUGGUUUUGUAUCAACAAAUAAAUGUCUGCCAA